Struthio camelus australis is the source of this 4773-nucleotide messenger RNA. NCBI's taxonomy places the organism in Eukaryota, Metazoa, Chordata, Aves, Struthioniformes, Struthionidae. The record is from RefSeq and is a predicted model, not a curated record.
GAACUAGUAUUUGAAUUUCCAAUUCUUGAAACUGUUGAAAAACAUCCUAUGUACCAAUUGCAGUUAUUUAACUGGUGGAGCAAGGGUUUACGCAGAAGCGUGAGAAAUGAAAGUUUAGAAAAGGAUUUACCAAAUAAAGAAGAUGGGAGCAAAUAGCAGCAGCAUCAGCGAACUUCCAGAAAAUGAGUACUUAAAAAAGUUAUCAGGAGCAGAGCCAAUCUCUGAGAAUGACCCAUUCUGGAAUCAGCUAUUAUCUUUUAGCUUUACCGCUCCAACAAACAGUGCUGACUUAAAGCUCCUGGAAGAAGCCACUAUCUCAGUCUGCAAGUCUUUAGUUGAGAAGAAUCCUCGAACAGGAAACCUUGGGUCGUUGAUUAAAGUCUUUCUUUCUAGAACCAAAGAAUUAAAAAUUUCGGCAGAAUGUCAGAAUCACCUCUUUAUUUGGCAAGCUCACAAUGCAUUGUUUAUUAUCUGCUGUUUGCUGAAAGUAUUCAUCAGUCGAAUGUCCGAAGAGGAACUACAACUUCAUUUUACUUACGAAGAGAAAACACCAGGCUCAUACGGAACAGAAUGUGAAGAUCUCAUAGAAGAGCUGCUGUGUUGCCUCAUCCAGCUCAUUGUUGAAGUUCCCCUCUUAGAUAUAACAUACAGCAUUUCCUUGGAGGCUGUGACAACGCUUAUUGUCUUCCUUUCCUGCCAAUUAUUUCACAAGGAAAUUCUGCGAGAGAGCAUCAUUCAUAAAUACCUGAUGCACGGUCGAUGUCUCCCAUAUACCAGCAGACUUGUGAAAACUUUACUGUAUAACUUCAUUAGACAAGAAAGAAGCCCGCCUCCAGGGACCCAUGUCUUUCAGCAGCAAACAGAUGGAGGAGGACUACUUUAUGGAAUUGCCUCUGGGGUGGCAACUGGCCUGUGGACAGUCUUCACAUUAGGGGGAGUGGGGAGCAAAGCAACGCCGCAGCUGGAACAGUGCUCCCCUCUAGCUAAUCAGAGUCUGCUGCUUCUGCUCGUCUUGGCCAACCUGACCGAUGCUCCAGAUACGCCGAACCCCUACAGACAAGCUAUUAUGUCCUUCAAGAACACACAGGAUAGCACUGCUUUUUCUUCAUCGAACCCACACGCUUUCCAGAUUAAUUUUAACAGUUUAUACACGGCUUUGUGUGAGCAGCAGAAAUCCGAUCAAGCAACUCUUCUUUUAUACAUGCUUCUGCAUCAAAAUGGCAAUGUGCGGACAUACGUGUUGGCACGCACGGACAUAGAAAACCUUGUUUUGCCAAUUCUUGAAAUUCUGUAUCAUGUCGAAGAAAGGAAUUCACACCAUGUUUACAUGGCUCUUAUAAUUUUGUUGAUUCUUACAGAGGACGAUGGCUUCAAUCGAUCCAUUCAUGAAGUGAUACUGAAAAAUAUCACUUGGUAUGCUGAGCGUGUUUUAACAGAGAUCUCACUUGGGAGUCUUCUGAUACUGGUCGUGAUAAGAACCAUCCAGUACAACAUGACACGGACAAGGGACAAGUACCUUCAUACAAAUUGUCUGGCAGCCUUAGCAAAUAUGUCAGCACAGUUCCGCUCACUUCAUCAGUAUGCUGCUCAGAGGAUCAUCAGUUAUACCUGCCGCCACUUGCGGAGAUAUGUCUAUGUCUUGGACAAACUGUAUUUCCCCCCCUCGCACUGCUCUACGCUGCAGCAUUGCUUCUCGAGCCUCAGUGACAAUGGAGAGGAGCUCUUGUCUUUAACUUGCUCUCACAUUCUCAGAGCCUAUGCUUCCAGUUUGUUUUCUUUGUUAUCCAGAAAACACAACAAAGUUUUGGAGCAAGCCACGCAGUCCUUAAGAGGUUCCCUCAGUUCAAAUGACUCUCCACUUCCUGAUUAUGCGCAGGACCUGAACGUGAUCGAGGAAGUGAUCCGAAUGAUGCUGGAGAUUAUCAACUCCUGCUUGACAAAUUCCCUCCAUCACAACCCGAACUUGGUGUACGCUCUGCUUUACAAGCGGGAUCUGUUUGAGCAAUUUCGAACUCACCCUUCCUUCCAGGACAUAAUGCAAAAUAUAGAUCUGGUGAUCAGCUUCUUCAGCUCACGAUUAGAGCAAGCUGGAGCCGAGUUGUCAGUGGAAAGAGUUCUGGAAAUCAUCAAACAAGGAGCUGUUGCUUUGCCCAAAGACAGGCUGAGAAAAUUUCCUGAGCUGAAGUUCAAGUACGUGGAGGAGGAGCAGCCGGAGGAGUUCUUCAUCCCGUACGUUUGGUCCUUGGUUUACAAUUCGGCGGUGGCCCUGUACUGGAACCCACGCGACAUCCAGCUCUUCACCAUGGACUCGGGCUGAAGGAGCAGGUGCCACCGCCACACCAGCUCGACUCUGUCUUGCUACGGAAAAUCCAACUCGGCACUGCGUGUUAAUACAUGGCCCCUUCCAGUGUGCCCCCUCCGACCCCAAAGCUUACAGAGAGCCAAGCUCGCUGCUCGUGUACGGUCCAACUUUGACAUCUCGAAGCAGAUUGCCACAGACCUGCUGGCAACAGACUGCGGUGCGAGGAACUGGCGGCUUGUAGGCAACCUUAUAUUUAUAGUCCUAUAACGUAGAGCUUGUUUGAUGAAAAUGAGGCCUUACACAUGGGGUGUGAUGUUACUACCGACCACAAAACUGAUUGCUCUUUUAACUUCACUGGGGUAAUGAGGAAGGAGAUGAUGGGCUGUGAUUUGGAAGUAGCAUUUGUAUUUUCCUUUGAUUAAAGCAAGGCAGCUUCUUUGGGUCAAGCUUUUUGUGGUCUGCUGGAUUCUGCGGUGGGUUGCUCAUGCCCCUCUACCAUGCUUUCACUCACAGCCCUUUAUUUUGAUGGCCCUGUCCUGGCUGCGGUUUCUGAAUUGGUGUCUCCCUUGUCAUCCAAGUGAGCUAGCAAGCAGCGUAGUAAUAAAAUUAGCUCUGCAGGCACAUUCAAAACACCCGAUUUUGAUGGCACAAUGUUGGUGGGAGGAUUUUCAGUAGCAAGUCUCUUUUUGGUUUGGCAAAUAUUCUUUUGAGAGCUGGAAACAGCAACCUUCGGAGUGAGGUCCCUUACAGACUUGCUUUGCUGUACUUCUGGAAAUUGAACACGUGAACAAAUGUCCAAAGAAAAUAGUUAAAAGAUUGUAAAAUAGACCAAUGUCCCGUAAAAAUUUGUGUAGUGGUGACAGUGUGUAGUGGGGAUCCCUGGCAAAAUGUGUUGAAAAUUGCCUGUUUGCUAUUUGCGAGGUUUAUGACAGAAGUAUAAAUUUAUCUGAAUGUAGAAAACUUGUUUUGUUUUUGAAAGUGUCCUUUCCGGAUAUACCCAGCUUAAUGCAAGUAAUCCAAAAAGUGUCUCUGCAGUUGGAAGAACAAAAGAAAUUGACUGACCUGGUUUUGUAAGAACAUCCCAUUUUUCAAAAUGUCGAUUUUUUUUUUUUUUUGGUCUCUGGGGAGGCUCCUGGCGGUGUCCACUCGCACGUGGAUGCAGACGCCGUUGUAAUCCCAGUGCUGCUGCGUGGAGGACUGUCACCAGCGCAUUGCAUGCCAAAUCAUAAAGAUCAGGGAGUCAGGUCCUAAACAUAUAUGGCGAACCCCUCUAUUCACUGCCUACCCCAGCGUGUCCAGCUUACUGAACUGGAGAAUAGGGUGCAUUUACUUUCAGACCGUCCUCUGAGUGGCUUUAAAUAGAAUUAUUUGCACUCUUUUUCCCUGAAGGAUAUGCUAGAUUUGUACUUUUAUUUCCUUAUUUAGAGGUGGAAGUCCAUGGAAAUACUAGCUUAAAAAAAAAAAACCAAAAUAUUUAUUUCAAUAUAGCUGCAAAGAGACAUGCACAGCACAGGAGCAUUUAGGACUUUAAAAUGGCACAAGCUUUUGAGAAGAGGCAAUAGUAAGACUGAAGCUGCAGUUUUUUCUUAGUAAAACAUGAGAGAUGAUUGAACCAUGCCCGAGCUGCACAUAUGUUUGUGCUAUGUUUAGGAUUUUUUUUUUUUUUGGCUCCGCGUGAACGUCAAAAGGGAAUGACUCUUCUUGGUUAUUGUAGUGAUUUGUAAUUUUCUCUUUUAGUAAAAGGCUAAGAGCGUUUGUGAGUCAGCAGAGCUGCGCAGCCUUUGGAAAGGUCAGUCUAAAGAUGCACUUUUGUACUGCGGAGUCUGAGGCUCCUGGGACAGCUCAGUUUUCAUUGAACUUGCGCACCCAUGGGUGCAGGAGCCUGCCCCGUAAUGACCACCCUCCACCCCGCAGGCUUCAGGAGAAGUGGAGCGCUUCGUAAAAGAGGGCUCAGACGGAGCAGAUGCUUAGCAUCAGGGUGCCAAACUGGAGAGAACCCAACUUUCUUCGAAAGGGCUUUUUCUAAAGAAAAGGGUACGUGAAGCAGCAAUCUGAUAGGAUAGGUCAAACCAGCUGCUGGAUCAGUCACACAGUGAAUCAUUUCUGGCUGUCCUCGUGUUCCGAUGACAUUGAAGCGCAGAAGGAACAGGUUUGUUGCAAUCGCAUAAUUUCCUCGUGCAUUUAAUUAAUAUGCAAUGCUUACAGAGCCCGGCUGGUUGGUAACAGCUGGAGUUGCAAUCCCAAGUUGCAGCGGCAGAGCCAGACCAGGAUUUAUGCAGAAAGCCAUGCUAGCCUGACUGACUCUUUGAGGAGUUUGAGUAUUAUAUAGGUCUGGCAGUGUCCUGAAGUCUGCAGUCUGGCAUGUUCACAAAUACUCUGUUUUCCUUCAGAUCUGUAAAGUAUCACCUUAGGGGUCCUUUUCAUUACUUUGUGUGAAAGAUUUAUUAUGCGUAAUAAAAAAAAAAAUUUUA